Pomacea canaliculata is the source of this 1037-nucleotide messenger RNA. RefSeq names its product ras-related protein Rab-13-like. Gene Ontology annotation, molecular function: GTPase activity; GTP binding. The coding region runs from base 200 to 913 and encodes 237 amino acids. The transcript is spliced from 8 exons. NCBI's taxonomy places the organism in Eukaryota, Metazoa, Mollusca, Gastropoda, Architaenioglossa, Ampullariidae. The record is from RefSeq and is a predicted model, not a curated record.
GGCCAGGUUGAGGUUGCCUGCUUGCUGAAGCGUUUGUUCAUCCAUCCUGCAAUUAGGAUAUACGUUGAUUGAAGCUAAGAAACGUCCAGAUUACACAUGACUCAGAGAACGUUGGUCGACCACUCGACGUCCGUCUUCCAGCCAUAUUGUAUGCAAAACAGAUUGUGAAGUUCUGUCCCGACCUCCCUACACGACCGCCAUGCCUCUGGAGGAGAAGGACUGUGCUGCCACCUACAAAAUAUUGAUCCUGGGAGAGAACUCUGUGGGGAAGACCGCCAUCUUAAACAGCUUGGUGGGCAGAGACUUUAAGUCAUCCGUGUUACCAACCUCAGGUGUCGACUUUGUUAAAAAGAUCUUCGAGGUCGAUGGAGCGCUUGUGCAGCUUGUCAUAUGGGACACGGCAGGGCAGGAGAGGUUCAGAUCAAUCACCCGCCUCCAGUACAAAGGAACACAGGGUAUCAUACUUGUUUACGACAUCACUAACCCAGAUUCUUUCUCCCGUUUGACUUACUGGAUGGACAGUAUACAAAAAGAGAUAAAGCACAAACACAGUGCUUACGAACCCAUCCCAAUCGUUUUGUGUGGAAACAAAUCGGACAUGGAAGAUCAAAGGAAGGUGGAGACUUAUAAAGGAGAAAAGUUUGCCAAUCAACAAAUGGCAUUUGAAUUCUUCGAAACCAGCGCCAAAUGCGGUCUCAACAUCUUCCAGGCGUUUCAAAGACUUGCGUAUCACGUGACGGACAUUUGCAAUCCACGGCUGAUGAAAUCGUAUCAUCCCUUUAUGAUCCGACAAAGAUCAAACAAAGGUCCGUUAUCUCGUCGUUCAGCAAAUUACAAGAGGAAAACGAAGAAUGAGAAAACAAAAGGGAAGGAGUCUGUGAUUUUUUGCUGCGUUCAGGCAUCUGACUCCUAAUAUGUUACAGACUAUAUUCGCUAGUCAAGAAUGUUAGUGAGUAUAUAAAUCAGCGUUUGUAAAAAUAAUGAAGUAUUACUGCAUUAUACAUUUGUUUAUAAAUACAUGGAUUGUAUUUGUGGAA